This is a messenger RNA of Penicillium angulare, 4737 nucleotides long. RefSeq lists its product as uncharacterized. The record is from RefSeq and is a predicted model, not a curated record. The transcript has 2 exons. Bases 1 to 4737 code for a protein of 1578 amino acids. Lineage: Eukaryota; Fungi; Ascomycota; Eurotiomycetes; Eurotiales; Aspergillaceae. Gene Ontology annotation, molecular function: protein binding.
AUGUUCUCGCGCAAAGGAAAGCGCGGAAAACAUGAGGCCUACAGUAAGGGUUCUUCAACUCCCGGCGCAUCGACGAAGGAUCAUUUGACUCCGAGCAAAGCGACGUUGUUUUCGCGAUCAAAAGCCUUGUUUAGGGGAUCAGUUGCGCCACGCGUUCAAGAGGAGGAUGCCAAGGGGCCUUUAGGGCUGGAUCUACUCCAUUCCCCCGCGGUACCAGAAGUCGACUUCAUUUUUGUCCAUGGCCUAGGUGGCGGAUCUCGGAAAACAUGGAGCAAGUCGUCGCUCGAUUCGCAUUUCUGGCCAAAAGAGUGGCUUGCGAAAGACCCCGCAUUCAAACACGUGCGCAUACACAGCUAUGGAUACGAAUACGAAAAUAUGAAGGGUAGGCAAGAUGCCUUGAACGUGGACGGCAUUGGAAAAUCACUGCUAGCCGCGAUCAGCACUUCAGCAAACAUCGCAAGCUCUGGGACACAUAUCGUUGUUAUUGGCCACAGUAUGGGUGGCUUAGCGAUGAAAAAAGCACUUACUCUGGCAAGUCAAGAUCCAUUGUACAGGGAGAUAUCCGAAAGGUUUUCUGCUUUGUUUUUUCUCGGUACACCUCAUCGAGGAGCGAAAUCAUCAAAAAUGUUGAAAAACCUUCUUAAAGUUUCUUACGAUCGAGGUUAUGUUGAUGACCUGGAACCAAACUCCCAUGCUAUACAAGUGAUCAACGAUGGCUUUCGUCACUUGUCAGCUGAGAUCGAGCUCUGGUCAUUCUACGAAACGCAGAAUAUGAGAUUCUUUAGCUCGCUUAUUGUUGACUCUGAGUCUGCGACAAUCGGAUCCCACGGAGAGAAACAGAUACCCAUGACUGCAGAUCACCGAUCGAUCUGUAGGUUCGAAACACCGGAAGACCCGAACUACAUUCUCCUUCGAAACGCACUGGCCUCGGCUGUGAGCACGCAAUCGGAGGCAAAGUUGAAGGACGAUCGGAAAAAGAAUCAACACCUCAGGAAGUUCAUUGGUGUCUCCAGUGUCAUCUAUCAUGACCUGGCAAGCAUCGGUGAAGUACGUAUAGAUGGGACAUGCACCUGGAUUUCGACAAAACUAGGUUACAUCGACUGGAGGGAUGGACCAAGCAGCGGCGCGAAAGUUCUAUGGAUCAACGGCCAGCCAGGUGCUGGGAAAUCCGUGCUCGCCGCGUACAUAAUUGAACGACUUAAAGCGGACGGCCAGGACUGCAGCUUCUUUUUCUUCAAACGUGGCGAUGACUUGAAGGCCAAUCUCAGUUGUUGUCUGCGAUCCCUAGCAUUCCAGAUGGCUAGCUCUAAUCCCGAUGCUGGACGUCAGGUUUUGGAAAUACAGCGAGACUAUGACUGUAUGGAUGCCUUCGACGAUGAUACCAUCUGGCAGAGACUUCUUUCUUCGGGGAUCUUUCAAGUCUUAAAAAGUCGGCAUUACUGGGUUAUUGAUGGCUUGGAUGAGUGUCCUGACUCUUUGAACUUCUUGAAAGGAAUGCUUUCAAAAAUGGAUCACACCGUCCCGAUUAGAAUUCUGAUAACCGGCAGGGACGCCGUGGAUUUGCAACAAGGUUUCUCCCAAAUUCCACCCAGAUUACUCCAGCAAUUCUCCAUCUCAACAGCCGACACCAAGUCAGACAUGAACCUGCUGAUUCAAGAGAGAAUGGGCGUCAUAGAAGUUAUGAGUCGCGCGAAUCGAUGGGAAGUGGCGCAGAAGAUUUUGGAUAAAUCAGAAGGAUCUUUCAUGUGGACCAUUCUAGUCCUCGAUGAGCUUUUUCGCUGCACCAGCAGAAAGCAAUGCGACAAAGUUAUUGAAGACAUGCCCAGGGGAAUGGACCCGCUCUACAAUCGAACUUUAGUCAAUUUGGCACAAGCACGCCAUGGAAAAGAAUUGGCUAAAAUCAUCUUUAUGUGGGCCGCUUGUGCUGUUCGACCAUUGACGAUCGCUGAACUUGAUAAUGCGCUGACGUUGGACUUCAAUGAUUCUUUUCAAAACUUGGAGAAUGCGAUAUUCCUGCUUUGCGGCCAGCUUGUGGUCGUUGAUACGACCAAUCGAUUGAAGAUGGUGCAUGAGUCCGCCAGAGGAUUUCUGCUUGACAGCCGGUCCGCGUCCGAGUUCCGCAUUGACGAGGUUCACUCGCAUACUCAGAUGGCCAACGUGUGUCUUCAAUACCUCACCGGACUGGAAAUUAAACCCCCAAGAAGCAAUCGAAGUCGACUCCCAGCAGAUUUAGCAGCAAACAGACAAGACUUCGCCACCUAUGCAUACACAGCCUUUUCAUAUCACCUCUCAAGGGCUGACCCGAAAUCCUCGGAAACACUCAAGCUCCUCAUGAAGUUUUUGAAGUCCAACGUUUUCACCUGGAUUGAAACCAUUGCUGCAUCCGAAAAUCUUUACCACCUUGUCACCGCAUCCAGACGUCUUCAAACAUACGCAAGCUCAUGCGCAUCCGUGUCAUUGAAAGAUCCCAGAAUUGAAGAAUUGCGACAGUGGGCUACAGACUUUGCUCGCAUCCCCGCCAUGUUCGCCAACUCUCUCAGUGCAUCACCUUCUAGUAUCCACACAGUGAUACCUCCAUUCUGCCCCACUCGCAGCAUGGUGUACAACAACGGAAACUCACGUCCCAGGAUUGAAGUUCUUGGUGCCUCCAACCCACACUGGAACUCCAGGGUUAUGUCGAUCAACUUUCCCCAGGGACCUCCGAGGAUAAUUCGGUAUGGUGAGCACUUUUUGGCGGUCGGCUUUAUGUCAGGGUCAUUCAUCCUGUACCACAUCAGGUCAUACGAAGAGUAUAAGAUUCUUGAUCACGGCGAAAUGGUCCAGUUCAUCGCGUUUAAGCCCAACUCCGACCUGUUGGCAACCUGCGGUGUCAAGGUCACCAAAAUCUGGGACGUGAAAUGUGGAGAGGUAGUUCACAUAUUUGACAGCCCUUCACGCCCGCUUGGAAUUGUCUGGGACUCUGACAAACUUCUGAUAUCGAGUAGUGACAACUACGUUGCUACUUGGACCUUGGACCAAGGUACGCUAUCCGAGUCAGAGCCGAUCAAAUGGAACACCUCAGAUACAGAAGACGAUACCCAGAAGCCCUCCCCUGGCACCCCGGCUGCCAUGGAUAUCUCUACUUCUCACGCUAUGCUUGCUGUCGCUUAUAGCCGUCAACCAAUCAUGCUUUGGGACUUGGAAAAGACUGAGUACAAGGGCACCUGCGGCAAGAAACAAAGCAACGGAGAGGUUGGCAACUUCCCAAUCGUCACUCUUGUGUUCAACCCGAAUCCCGACUUGAGACUUCUCGCGGCAUUAUACAUGGACGGGGGUGUUGUCGUCCUUGACCCCAAGACAAAUCGCCAAGUAACAUGCUCACGGGCCAAUUGCCAAAACAUAGCAUCUAGUCCCGAUGGACGCCGACUUGCAGCGAGUGCAGCGAAUGGCAUCAUACAAGUCUAUGAAUUUGCCUCUUUGAAGCUCAUUUAUCAAGUCAACGGAUUCGACUCUUACAUAAAGGAUCUUGCCUUUUCGACGGACAGUAUGCAUCUCGCGGACGUAAGGGCCAAUCAAUGUACUGUCUGGGCACCGCUAGCCCUGGGAGCAGAGUCAAGGAGCGACAGUAAGACAGAUUCAAGCUUUACACCAGUGUUUGAAGAAGUGUCAAUUGGUUCAAAUGCCAGAAUCAAUGCCAUCGCCGUUCAUCACACAUCUGAUGUCAUAUUUGCCGGAAAGGCAGAUGGGUUGAUCGAGUUGUACGAUCGGAAAACAGCGGAGAGCUUGGGAUCGAUUACAACUCAUAAGGCAGCUAUUCAUUUGUUAAGCUGGAUUCAACGAAAGGAUUGCCUGCUUAGUGUUGAUGCCUCUAGCAAGAUAAUCCUCCACAGAAUCCGAAAGUCAGACAAAGGAUGGCUGGGUGGUCAGGAGGUAAUCUUCAAUCAUCGACUUGACAUCUUCAGCGCGAUUGUUGAUGUCCUGGUCGAUGAGACCAACGGAAAGCUCAUGGUAUCCACUUGCGAGUCUGAUCAUCUAUUUGACAUUGAGAGCCAGGAAUGCGAAAAGGAGGAGAGAUACGAGCUAACCGACAAAACUCGCAAAUGGCUCCUUGACCCAACAUCUUCUUCUCGGUUGAUCCGCGCAGAAAGCAAAAAACUCUGCAUGUAUACCUGGAGUGACUUUUCUGAGUGUUCAUCUCUGUCAUUGCCUGUUGGAAAUGACAUGGUAGACUUGAAAGGUGCGAACAUUUAUCAAUUUGGCGGAAGACAGGCUAUCAUCCUUGAGUUGUUGUCUAUCAGUGGUAGCAAAAUCACGAUAAUCGACGAGGAUUGCCUUCCUGUGCAAGACACUCGACCAAAAUCAGAAAGCGGCGCCAAGGAACAACUGUCUGCUGGUACGGACGUCAAGAUUACUAGGUCUUUCACAAGCAUCCCAUCGCCUCCCCAAGUUAUUGAACUGGAGCUAGAUGCCACGCAUAUCCUUGGCAUAUACGAGUCGAAACUAGUAUUUUUAACUCGAUCUUCAUGGGUAUGCUCAGUGGAACUUCCGCGGACUGGUCUAAGCCUCUCGGAAUAUUCAAAUUCCCAGAUGCUAGAGAUCCAUGAGCACUUCUUCAUUCCACGCGACUGGUUUAUAGGACAAAGCAAAAUUCCUUGUGUCAUUUCGAAGGACGAUGUUAUAUUGACUCGUGGUGGUGAUCUUGCUGUUAUUCGCGGUGGACUUCAACAUACCGAACGAGUUGUACAGAAAAGCAGAUAG